Messenger RNA from Fomitiporia mediterranea MF3/22, 543 nucleotides. RefSeq lists its product as uncharacterized. Bases 1 to 543 code for a protein of 180 amino acids. Lineage: Eukaryota; Fungi; Basidiomycota; Agaricomycetes; Hymenochaetales; Hymenochaetaceae. The record is from RefSeq and is a predicted model, not a curated record. The transcript has 6 exons.
AUGAGGUGGAACAGCCGAAGCCGAAUAAUCGCUGUUCCAUCCAAAUCCCAAAUCGCAUCUUCGGGAUUACGAGGAUCCGGCGGAUUUUUGAAUCAUUUUCAGGAAGGACAAGAAGAAAAGGAAAAACAAAUACCACGAUUUGAGACCUGCGAAUCCGCCGGGGAGGUGAAGCAGACGAUCCGACUUCCGCUUGAUGCUAUGAUAGCCAAGACUCCAGUCCAGGCUCAGAUGAGGCACAUUGGCGUUAAAACAAGCAAAGGCAAGAAGAUCGAGAAUCCUACAAUACACGCUCAUGAAAUUUCGGGGAUCUCGAAAAAUGUACCUGGCCUGAGUCGCCAGUAUGCGGAAGAAACGCGGCUUGUGUGGGCUUCGCUUCGUCCGCGUGCUUUGCCCCUGCGCGAGCUCUAUGUAUUGCUGCGAAUCCAACAGCUCAGCAUCGAUGGCAGGACAUACCGCAAUUGGUAUUUCCAGACAGUCAUUGUUCCGUCGCAACGUGCACUCUCGCCAAGCGAUCGUUACAUCCUUUCCGUCACCCGCAUCUAG